Molecule: messenger RNA, 1990 nt
Organism: Cuscuta epithymum
Lineage: Eukaryota; Viridiplantae; Streptophyta; Magnoliopsida; Solanales; Convolvulaceae
Source: the annotation of a GenBank genome assembly
UUGUUCUUUUUCUUAUUUAUAUGCAGGGCCGGAGCAUCAGUGGACCCCGCAACAGGAAAAUCAAACUGAACUACCAAAUUCUCUGUAUCGUUCAACAAUGGAGUCCCAACAACUGCUGACAGCCGUCAUCCCUUGAACACCAUUUUCUCGUAUAUACACGCGGGCGCACGAUCCUCUCUGUAAGGCCCCAAAAAUGAAAAAAUAGUAUAAGUAGAAUGGCAGCUCAGAUCCAAAAAACAGAAUAAGCUUCAGUAAAGGACUGCAGGCAUCCAGCGACAAAUCCAAGAGCCAGCGACAAAGGCAUCGACGAUAUCACCACCGCGGCAGGCGUUGUGAGGAGAAGAGAUAUAUUUUCUGCCUGUGUCUAUAGACUCUAUACUCAUCCUAAUCCAUGGCUGAGGAGAAGAGAUGGGUGUUGAUGGUGACAGCGCAGACGCCGACGAACAUAGCCGUCAUAAAGUACUGGGGGAAGAGGGAUGAAAACCUCAUCCUUCCCAUCAACGACAGCAUCAGCGUCACCCUCGAUCCCGCCCACCUCUGCACUACCACCACCGUCGCCGUCAGCCCUUCCUUCCACCAAGAUCGCAUGUGGCUUAAUGGGAAGGAAAUACCACUUUCUGGAGGAAGAUACCAAAAUUGUCUGAGGGAAAUUAGAGCCCGAGCUUGUGAUUUUGAGGAUAAGGAGAAGGGUAUUAAGAUUUCAAAAAAGGAUUGGGAGAAGUUGCAUCUGCAUAUAGCUUCGUAUAAUAACUUUCCUACUGCUGCGGGCUUGGCUUCUUCCGCUGCUGGUUUUGCCUGUCUUGUUUUUUCCCUUGGAAAGCUGAUGAAUGUGAAAGAAAAUAAUAGUCAACUUUCUGCUAUAGCAAGGCAAGGUUCAGGAAGUGCUUGCCGCAGUCUAUUUGGUGGAUUUGUAAAAUGGGUCAUGGGAAAAGAUGAAAAUGGAAGCGAUAGUCUUGCUGUUCAACUUGUAGAUGAGAAGCAUUGGGACGAACUGGUUAUCAUAAUUGCAGUGGUAAGUUCAAGGCAGAAGGAAACAAGUAGCACCAGCGGAAUGCGUGACACGGUGGAAACCAGUCCACUUAUACAGCACAGGGCGAAGGAGAUAGUUCCAAAAAGAGUACUUCAAAUGGAGGAAGCAAUUAAAAAUCGCGAUUUUGCAAUGUUUGCUCACCUAACAUGCACAGACAGCAACCAGUUUCAUGCAGUUUGCCUGGACACAUCUCCUCCUAUAUUCUACAUGAAUGAUACAUCUCAUAGGAUAAUCAGCUGUGUAGAAAAAUGGAAUCGUUCAGAAGCAACUCCACAGGUUGCUUACACUUUUGAUGCUGGGCCAAAUGCUGUCAUGAUUGCUCGCAAUAGAAAGGCCGCUACCCUUCUUCUUCAGAAGCUCCUCUUCUACUUUCCUCCACAGUCUGAUACUGAUCUAAGCAGCUAUGUCAUAGGAGAUAAUUCAAUACUGGAGGAUGCCGGAAUUAAGGAUUUGAAGGACAUAGAAGCUCUACCUCCACCUCCAGAAAUUAAGGACAGUGUUGCCCCAGCUAAGAACAAGGGCGAUGUUAGUUACUUUAUCUGCACAAGACCGGGAAGAGGUCCUGUUGUGAUUACUGAUGAGAGUCGUGCUCUCCUCAACCCAGAAACAGGGUUGCCCAAGCAAUGAUGAACCCGUCUUACACAAAGUAUUGAAACUUGUCCCCCUUGUUUUGUUUACAUUUCCUUUUACUGAGUACAUAGCUGUGUACUUUAAUCACAUCCCAGAGAAAAUCAUUCUCUUUUUCAUCACUACGAGUUUCUGAUUGGUUUAAAUUACAAUUUUUGUUUUUGUUCUGAAAAUAAGACUCAAUCACUUCUAAAGUUUCUGAAGUGUUAAUUAAGUAACUCCUUGUUUUAGGACUUGUUCUUUUGUCACUGUUUCCGCACAUUACUAGUGUUUAACUAUUAUUUUCUGAUACCCGCACAUAAAAAAAUCGAUACAAGCAAGAGUUAGUACCCG